Molecule: messenger RNA, 2900 nt
Organism: Brassica oleracea var. oleracea
Lineage: Eukaryota; Viridiplantae; Streptophyta; Magnoliopsida; Brassicales; Brassicaceae
Product: cyclin-T1-5-like
Exons: 7
Coding region: 796-2469 (557 amino acids)
Biological process (GO): regulation of transcription by RNA polymerase II; positive regulation of DNA-templated transcription, elongation
Cellular component (GO): nucleus; cyclin/CDK positive transcription elongation factor complex
Molecular function (GO): cyclin-dependent protein serine/threonine kinase activator activity
Source: RefSeq, a predicted model, not a curated record
UUUUUGGGAUCGUUUAGGGUUUGGAAUUUGGACUCGUUGUUCUCUGGAGUCCUACAAAAUACGAUUAGCUAAGUAACUGCGACAAAAACGAUUAUUAUUUAUUUUGCUUAAACGGAAAAAAGGCAAGAGUCUGUUGUUGCAGCUGUUUGGUCUUUAAAUCACCUCUCCAUCUUGUUUCGCUUCUCGCGAGUUCUAAAAGUUAGGGUUUGUCCGAGUCACGCCGUAUUCUUCUUCUCCGAAGUGAUAUCAUCGCAGGUAAGGUAUCAUCUCUUUCCUUCAUUCCUUCCUUCGUUCGAUUACUCUGGUAUUGAAUUAUCUUCUGAUUUUGCUUCUUCAAUCGAUCUGUAUUUCUUCUUCCCACCGUCUACUGAAUUUUCAACGAAAUUUUGAACUUUUCAAUUGAUUUCUCUACAAACACUUUGGAUCUGAUCUUUCGGUAGCUAAUUCUCUCGGCAUGGCUUCGUGUUUUGAGGAAAAAAGUUUCGAACUUUGUACUCAGAAUAUAUCUAAUUUGGCGAUGAAAUUUGCCCGAAAUCUAAGGGUAUCCGAUUCGUGGUGGCUCAGUUCGAUAAGUUCGUUUCCGUUUAUUUGCAAUGCGCAAAUGUUUUGUUGUUCUGCAUAGUUCAUGUUUCUAAGAUGAUUCAUAGAUAAAGUUUUUUCCUGCCCCAGUUGCAUGUUUGAGAAAAAGUUUCCGACUUGUACUCGAAUGUAUCUAAUUGGCUAUAAGAUUUGCGAAAUCAAGUUGUCCGAUUUGUGGUUGGGAUAUUUUUGAUUAUUUUUUUAGAAGAUACAGUAAUGGCUGGAGUACUAGCUGGGGAAUGUUCGUACGGUGAGAGUGGAGUUUCAUCUCACUCGAGGAAUUCUCAUGAAAAGCAAGACGAGCUUUCCCGCUGGUACUUUGGAAGAAAGGAAAUUGAAGAAAAUUCACCCUCGAGGCUGGAUGGUAUUGACUUGAAGAAGGAAACUUACCUCCGCAAAUCCUACUGUACAUUUCUCCAGGACUUGGGCAUGAGAUUGAAAGUUCCCCAGGUUACAAUAGCUACCGCGAUUAUCUUCUGUCAUCGCUUCUUCUUUCGCCAAUCACAUGCAAAGAAUGACAGAAGGACGAUUGCAACUGUAUGUAUGUUCCUUGCUGGAAAAGUUGAGGAAACUCCACGGCCCUUGAAUAACGUUAUUUCUGUAUCCUAUGAGAUAAUCAACAAGAAGGAUCCUGGUGCUGCCCAGAAAAUCAAGCAAAAGGAAGUAUAUGAGCAACAAAAAGAGCUUAUACUAAACGGAGAAAAGAUAGUACUUUCUACACUAGGCUUUGACCUCAAUGUUCUCCAUCCUUAUAAACCCCUCGUAGAAGCAAUAAAGAAGUUUAAGGUUGCCCAGAAUGCUCUUGCCCAAGUUGCCUGGAAUUUUGUUAACGAUGGUCUGCGGACAUCACUCUGCCUGCAAUUCCAGCCUCAUCACAUCGCGGCUGGUGCUAUUUUUCUUGCGGCCAAGUUCCUUAAAGUGAAGUUACCAUCGGAUGGAGAGAAGGUUUGGUGGCAAGAGUUUGAUGUUACACCCCGACAAUUGGAGGAUGUUAGCAACCAAAUGCUUGAGCUUUAUGAGCAAAACCGUGUACCUGCAUCUCAAGGAAGCGAAGUAGAAAGUAGUGUGGGUGGAGGGUCAGCUCAUCGUCCAGGCUCCAGAAAUGCAACGUCAACAGAUGAGCAUCAUGUUGGUUCUAGGCAAGCAUCAGCACGUUCAAGCCAUGAACCUUCAAACUCUGAUAAUCAUGGGGGUUCAUCAAAAGGCGGUUUGGAUCAGAACAAUGGCAAUGGGGAUGUUGAGGCAGCUACUGUCAGUGUCGAUCACAAAGAGGAGAGCCCACAUCAUGAAAAUCAGCAAGUUAAUAAGGACAAUGUGAGAGAAGUCCCCCAUAACUUUAGACCUUUAGUUGAGGGAGCUGGGAAGGACAAUUCAGAAAGAGAGAGUGGAGAACUUCCAGAUUAUGGCGCUGUUCAUAAAUCUAGAAAUGUUGAAACAGUUGUUGUUGCCCCAAUCGGCCAAUCGCCAAAAGACUUGAAAAUGCUCCGGGAUAAGGUGAAGGCUAAGCGAGAGAAGGCUAAGAAGUUGCUAGGUGAAAGAACAAUGAAAAAGGAUUUGAUAGAUGAGGAUGAUUUCAUUGAAAGAGAGCUGGAAGAUGUGGAACUAGCUGUUGAGGAUGAAAACGCCAAGCAAAAGAAUGUACCAAAGGCCGAGAACUCUGAUCUCAUGGGCACAGAACAUGGGGCAGUAAAAAAUGCAGAAGAAGGUGAAAUGGUAAACGAUGUGUCUCAGAUGAUGCAUAGCAGAAAGAGAAAAAUGGGGAGCCCUCCUGAAAAUCAGUCUGAAGGAAAGAGACGCCUCAGUAGCGAGAACGGUGAACAAGGCCACAAGACGAGCAGAGGAAGUAGUAGUAGUCAUCAUGGUGACAGAGAGCACAGAAGACACUCGUAAGAGAGAAACCAUUCAUGAGAGGUAAUGAUUAUUAAAACUGCUUCAUCUUGUUCUCUUUCUAAGGACCUUUGGCACUUUGAUGAUGCCUAACCAUGUGAACAUGACAUUCUACAUGGGGUCGGUUCAGUCGUUGGAACCAUGCUCGGUGUAUGUUAUGUUUGAUUAUAUAAUCUAUUCGUGCUGUUUUGCACAAUCCCAACGGCUUGAACACUAUUAUGACUCAACAUCCUUUUUCAGAUGUUGAGAAGCUCAUUAGGUUUUCCUUCACAAGUUCAUACUUCCAUUUGGUUUAAAUAUAGCUCAUUGGGGAAAAGUUUUGGGGUCAUUGCCUGAGAAACUUAUCAUACGGAAGAUUGUGGUCAAGUCCACAAUCACUUUGAUAGCUUAUUUGUACUCAUACGUUACUCAAGUGAAUUUAUUUUUGAUAGCUU